Molecule: messenger RNA, 1446 nt
Organism: Guyanagaster necrorhizus
Lineage: Eukaryota; Fungi; Basidiomycota; Agaricomycetes; Agaricales; Physalacriaceae
Exons: 11
Coding region: 1-1446 (481 amino acids)
Cellular component (GO): Golgi apparatus
Source: RefSeq, a predicted model, not a curated record
AUGUUGGGAAGGUCGUUAAAGUGGAAGCUAGAGGCAUUGGGAACCAUCCAGUCCUUGCUUUUCUCAGUUGACUCUCAGUACAAUGGAUUACUCAAAAAUAUCGUCACCGUCGCCAAUAUUCCUCCAAAGAAUCAUACGUUCUUCGCGGGUUCGACCCUACGAAUGUGCAAUUACCUCCCUCACAACGACGGUUCUUGUUCGGACGUCUUUACAAUUAAUCAACCUCUGUUAGCCAUGAUCAUUGACAGCGACCAGAACGUCACUGAGAACAACCGUGUCUGGCGCACUGGUCUGGAAGGCACAGGCUUCUUCCUCAAGCCCUCGAAUGACCCAAAUUCUGUCGACAUGGAAGGUGAAAGCGGCAACAUCACCCUGAGCAAGACUUGCGUCCAGACUUUGAUUCUACCAUUCCAAGACUUGUCCAAUUUCCGCCGGGAAAGCCUUGCCUUUGUCUUCUUGCAAUUUUGGCUUUUUGGCAUCUCCGUCCUCGCCAUGAUACAGGACUCCGUACCUCAUCUUCUGGCUGGGAUCGGUGCUAGGAUACUGCUUACAGCAUGGUCGGCAUACGUCAUUUGGCGUACGCGACAUCUUUCGAGCGUCUACGAGGCGCUUCUCGGUGAUCCCGGCACGCCAUGCUCUGUCGAUUUCUUCCCAACGUACUUCAGUACUCGGUCCUCGCUGGAGAUCCCCGACCUUGUAUUGAAUUUUAGCGCCUUGACCAUUAUGAUAUGGACACUUCUUCGGGUGUACGCGGUGCAAUCAUACAAAUGUGUUGGCGCACCGGCUCACAUCCUCAGAAUUCGCAAGUUUUUCAUGGCCAUACAAGCAUGUCUGCAGCUCGAGGUCUACAUCCUUCCCGCCGGAAUGGGACUCUGGAUCGAUCAAUUGUUCAACACUUAUAUCAGGUAUAUAUCCGAACAUACGAUACUCUAUGAAGGCAUCUUCAUAUUCCACACUGUCAUGGUUGUCCCGUGGAUAGUAUUGGGGUGGUACGCUGUCCGGUACGAGAGAAAGAAAUGGAUGUUUUCAUUUAUCUUCGUCGGUUUCCUGUUCCUCUUGGCUGAGAGCCUCGUGUUCGAUUCACAAGUCUACCGAUGGACAUUUAUCAUGUGGGCCAACUUUGCCUGCUUCACGGUCGCAUACAUGAUUGUCAUCAUCGCCUGCGUAAUUCUAGGCAUCGUUUGUCUACGGAACUUUGAUCAAGGGCUGGCACAGUAUUUGCACGCUGAAUCCGCAUUAGCAUCGUCUAAUUUCGCUCCUGAGGUCUUUCAGCACCGUGAGGACGUGGAUAUGGAGAAAGCCCCGCUGCCCGAAUUCCCCAUUCCACUUCAUGUCCUUAAGGGUGCGGAGCUCGAUAGGCCUCCAUCGACGUACUACCUACCUACGCUUCAUGCUGAUGAUACGAGUCCCGGUGGUGUUGUCGUUGUGAAGAAAGAUCGCUGGUAG